AUGGGGAGAGGCAAGAUAGAAGUGAAGAGGAUCGAAAAUAACACGAGCCGUCAAGUCACGUUUUCUAAACGACGAGCCGGCUUGAUCAAGAAAACCCACGAGCUUUCGGUUCUUUGCGAUGCGCAAAUCGGGCUCAUUGUCUUCUCCAGCAAGGGAAAGUUGACUGAGUAUUGUACCCCUACAUUAUGCAUGAAGCAGAUCAUAGACAGAUAUGUAAAAACUAAGGGAAUCCUCAUGCCCGAGCACGAAAACCGGUCUGGACCGGUUCCUUACAAUGACCAAUAUUACAAAGAGUUAACCCGAAUGAAAAACGAGACGCUUAGUCUUCAGCUGAGCCUUCAGAAGUACAAAGGCGACGAUUUGAGCAGCGUGCAUUUUGAGGAGCUUAACGAGCUCGAGCAACAGCUUGAACACUCGGUUCGUAAGGUUCGAGCUCGUAAGUUUCAGCUUCUUCAAGAACAGCUGGAAAAUCUGAAGAGGACGAUCAGUGACUAUGCAACAUCUAUUGGAAUUAUUUUCUAUGAUCAGUGA
Striga hermonthica is the source of this 531-nucleotide messenger RNA. Lineage: Eukaryota; Viridiplantae; Streptophyta; Magnoliopsida; Lamiales; Orobanchaceae. The record is from the annotation of a GenBank genome assembly.